AUGGCUGGAGAAGAUUCACACAAGAAUCUUGAGAAGAACAAGGGCAAAGAAGAUGAGAUGCACAAGGAAGACGACAACGCUAAGUUUGAUGUAUCCAAAGGCUCCAAGAAGAGUGGAGAUCACAAAAAGAAUAGCAAGAGCAAGAGCAAGAAAAUAGUGAUUGAAUCAUCCUCAUCCCCAAUAUCAAGUAUUGAGCAGCCGGAUAGUGACGAUGAAAGCUUUGGACCAACUAUGCAACAAUUGUUCCACCACAAUGCUCAAGCCGCAACCAUCCUCCUUUCAUCCUUGAGUAGAGAGGAAUUUGAUAAAGUGGAUGGAUUGCAAAGUGCAAAGGAGAUAUGGGAUACUCUCAAAGUGGCACAUGAAGGCACCAAGACCAUUCGGAAAGCAAGAAUUGAGAUGAUUGAAGGAGAACUUGGGAGGUUUGCCAUGUUGGAUGAUGAAACCCCCCAAGAGAUGUACACGAGGCUCAAGAAGAUGAUCAAUCAAGUGAGGAGUCUUGGAAGCAAGAAGUGGACAGACCAUGAAGUGGUCAAGAGGAUGAUUAGGGCCUUUUCGGUAAGGAACAUAACCUUAUGUACCUUGAUAAGGGAGAGUCCCAACUACAAGAAGAUGACACCAAAAGAAGUACUUGGCAAGAUUAUCAACCAUCAGAUGAUGGAAAGUGAAGCCAAGUAUGUGAAGAGCUUGUCCAAGGGAACCUCAACCUCAAGAGGGCAAGACAUUGCCCUCAAGGCAAACAAGAAGGAGAAGAGCCAGAAAGUAGUGCAAGAAUCCUCAUCAAGUGACAAUGAUAAGAAGAGGAAGGACAACAAGGAGAAGAAGUACUUCACCAAGGACAAGAAGUUCUUCAAGAAGAAACAAAGUGGUGAAGCACAUCUUGGCAAGGAGUGGGGCUCCGAUGAUGAGAGCUCCAACUCGGAUGAAGAAGAAGUGGCCACACUCGCCUUUAACAAGACUUCUCUCUUCCCCAACCUCAAGGAUGGGACGAACAUCACUCACACUUGUCUUAUGGCAAGGGGAGGUAAAAGAAAGGUAAAAACCAUCCCAUGUUCUUCUCCUAAGUACACUACUAGUGAUGAUGAAAGUACAUCUAGUAGCUCUAGUGAAAAUGAUAAUGAUAUUGAUAUGAUUGCCAUGCUCAAGAAUCUAGAUAAAAAUGCUAUUGCUAAGUUUAACGAACUCAUGGAAGAGUUAAACGAGAAGAAUGAUUUCCUUGAGAAACAAGAGGACUUGCUCAUUCUUGAAAAGAAGAAAAACCUUGAACUCAAGGAGCUCAUAACCAAGCAAGAAGAAAAAUGUAAGGCCUUGGAUAAGGAACUUGCGGAAAGCAAGGAGACUAAGACUAGUCUCAAGAGUGCAAAUGUUGCACUUCAAGAUGAACUUGUUUGCUUAAACAAAAGCCUUGAAUUGCAAUUUGACACUCUCUUAUCCAACGCCUCAACAUCUCAACAUGACCCAUCAAUCAACCCCUCCAUAGCAUAA
Molecule: messenger RNA, 1485 nt
Organism: Panicum hallii
Lineage: Eukaryota; Viridiplantae; Streptophyta; Magnoliopsida; Poales; Poaceae
Exons: 3
Coding region: 1-1485 (494 amino acids)
Source: RefSeq, a predicted model, not a curated record